AUGACUCUCAAAAGUCCAAUGAACUUGCCGCAAAUUGUAAUCAUAUCGGGCGAAUGUACUCUCAAAGCCAAAGAACUCUUUGCUAGGAGUGAUAAAAUUAUGCAGGAGAAGAUACCUACCUCCUUACAGAUUUCACUAUUUCCAAACGACACUGAUGAUGCACGUCCGGUCGAAACAGUAUAUCACCCACAACUAGUCUGUCACAAUGCAGCCAAAUCGUUUGAUAUUAGUUAUAUUGUUGCUACACCACAGUACCAGCGAUAA
This is a messenger RNA of Acanthoscelides obtectus, 264 nucleotides long. NCBI's taxonomy places the organism in Eukaryota, Metazoa, Arthropoda, Insecta, Coleoptera, Chrysomelidae. The record is from the annotation of a GenBank genome assembly.